Cladophialophora carrionii CBS 160.54 is the source of this 2406-nucleotide messenger RNA. RefSeq lists its product as uncharacterized. NCBI's taxonomy places the organism in Eukaryota, Fungi, Ascomycota, Eurotiomycetes, Chaetothyriales, Herpotrichiellaceae. The transcript is spliced from 5 exons. Gene Ontology annotation, molecular function: protein binding; ADP binding. The record is from RefSeq and is a predicted model, not a curated record. Bases 1 to 2406 code for a protein of 801 amino acids.
AUGGAGCCGAGACGGGCGGAGACGUAUGAGUCUCUGGCCAAAACAAUCAGGCAUCUUCGAGACGUGACCACUAAUAAUAGGAUCAACCACUCACAAGAUACUCGCUACGGUGCCGACGGGCUGCGCCUGCGUCAAGAGCAGAUGGAUGCUGGCGAGAAGGCAAUCUUCCCCCUGGAUACUCUUCCUCACUUACGAGCGGACCACUUCAUAGGUCGAGAGAAAGACCUUGAGAACAUCCAUGAAUGGCUCGGUUUACAGGAAACCCCCGCUAUUCGCACCUAUACAAUUUAUGGUCGGCGCGGUAUAGGAAAAACGCAGAUUGCACUAGAAUACGCACGGAGGCAUCGAAAACACUAUAACGCCGUCUUCUGGGUUCAAGCCGAAACGAAGGGUGCUCUGCGUCAGAGUUUUACCGACAUUGCUCUAGCGCUAGAGCUCCCUGGCGCAGACAAAAACGCCACCUUCGAUGAGAAUCUGAUGCGUGUGCUACGAUGGCUGCGUCACACGCAGAAACGCUGGCUUUUGAUAUAUGACAAUGCCGAACGCGCACAGCUCCUCAAGGGAUAUUGGCCCAAUGGGGGCCGUGGUGCUAUGCUUCUUACCUCCCGAUCAUACUUCAAUUUCCUUGAGGAUGACCAACGUCGCGGCGAAACCGUCCAGCUCUUCAACGACAUUGAAAGAAGACAUCUCUUCCUCACUUGCCUUGGCGAAGCAUGGCAGUCAACCCACCUCAACAGCGAGGAUAUGAUGGUGGAGAUUGAGGAGGCUGCCAUCUCUGCACUACUGAAGAAAACUGGCGGUCUGCCCAUUGCCAUCCGUCACGCGGCGACGCUGAUUCUCGACACGGAAAUCAACCCCACGGGAACAGCGCGGGCGUUGAUGGAAAUGUUCAACGAGAGCUAUCAGCGUCUUCCCCGACGACAAAUAUCCGAGCGCGAUCCUCUCAUCCGUGUCUUGGACACAAUCUGGAACAUAUCGUUCAAGAACCUUACCGAACCUGCUAAGAACAUCCUGUCGGGCCUGUCGCUUUUGGCACCCGAUAGAAUCUUGAUCGAUCUGUUUCUGCCAAGCGACCAGAACAUGCUCACCAGCAGACUCGAGUUUUGUCGGACGGCCUCCCACAACACCAAUGCAAUCAACGAGUUGUUCGCCAAGGAUUUGAUCAAGAAAACCGGCCGCGACAUGGCUAUACAUCGUACGGUACAGGAAGCUGUCAGCUAUCAAGGCAAGGAUGAGUUGAUUGACUUCUUUGACGCGAUGGUCCUGUUGUUGUUCGAUGCUUUCCCUAAGCAGUCCCAUGGCCGACCGUUGACUGAGUACUGGGAGAACUGCCAGCUGUGGAUUCAGCAUGUUGUCACUCUCGCACUCAAAUAUAAGGCCUACACCAGCAAUCGACCGGAAGAUGAUAUUCCCCUGAAGGGCAUGGCAUCCGCCGACAUUCUUGUCAAACUCCUCGCUAACGCCGCAUGGUACGUGUACCUCUUCGAAAUUGCCGACUACGAAGAAGCACUGAACCUCGUGGAUAUUGCCCGUGCCGCUGCCCAGAAUAAAGAAAGCCUAGACUAUGCCCACCUUCUCAACACCGCCGGCGUGACCUACUACGAACUCAACAAGCUUCGGAGCGCCAGAGGGGUUCUGGAACAAUGCUACAUUAUCCGGUCUCGCAUCUUGCCAGACGACCAUGCCGAAAUCGCAACCAUCCUCUCCAACCUCGGCAACCUAGAAACCGCCGAAGGCAAUUUCGAAGCCGCCCUCGAAUGGCUGGAGAGGGCUGUCGUGAUACGGGAAUCGAUCGGCGACGAGGCCGCAUCGCUGCUCGCACUCAACUAUCUGCAGAUUGGCCGUGUUCAUUUCCUGCAGGAGCACUACACCCAGGCAUAUAGCAUGUACCAAAAGUGCGAAGGCGUGCUGAACAAGGAGAAGGGCCGCAACCGGCUUUUCACGGCCAACUUGUAUUACGCAUACGGCAACCUGGAGUUUGUGCAAGGACAAUACAUACAAGCAGCACGAUCGUACGAUCAGACCAGGCAGAUAUCGAAGGACUUUAACCCGAUGCACCCUCUCACAGCGGCGGCAUGCUACAAGUUGGCAUGCACGGAGUUUGAACAAGACAAUCACAAGAAGGCACUCAACUACCUGUCCAAAGCGUUGGACAUUGCUGAAUUGCGGGGCACCAGCGAGUUCGAUGGUAUGGACGGCACUGUUGUCAGAAUCCUCUUCAAGCAGGCAGAGGUAAUACUGGACGACCCGCUGGGUGAUCGCAAUGAGGGCACGCAACUGAUGAACGACAUGCUGUUCCGGCAAAAGGACGUGGCGGAGAAGCUUGAGGUCGACCUGAGGGGAUUUGAGUUGCUGGAGGAUCGGGAGAAGGGAUUUGAUUUACUGGUUCCGGGCUAUUUCAGGUAA